This is a messenger RNA of Eremothecium cymbalariae DBVPG#7215, 1413 nucleotides long. RefSeq lists its product as uncharacterized. Gene Ontology annotation, molecular function: oxidoreductase activity, acting on the CH-OH group of donors, NAD or NADP as acceptor; NAD binding. The record is from RefSeq and is a predicted model, not a curated record. Lineage: Eukaryota; Fungi; Ascomycota; Saccharomycetes; Saccharomycetales; Saccharomycetaceae. Bases 1 to 1413 code for a protein of 470 amino acids. The transcript has a single exon.
AUGGCAUCACCUCAAGAAAUAAACAACUUGCAAAGCACGUUUCAGAGAGCUCUGAACUUCAGUGGCUCACCAGGGGCUGUUUCAACAUCACCAACGCCAUCAUUUAUGAACACAGUACCGCAGCGCAUGAAUGUUGUGAAGCCAUCGAAGGCUUUAAAGCCAUUUUCCAGCGGUGACAUCAAAAUUUUGUUGUUGGAAAAUGUGAAUCAGACGGCCAUUGACAUUUUUAACGAUCAAGGUUACCAAAUUGAGUUUCAUAAAUCAUCGUUUUCAGAGGAGGAGUUGAUCGCUAAAAUUGCUGACGUACAUGCCAUUGGUAUUAGAUCGAAAACUAAGCUGACAGCUAAAGUUCUGGAACAUGCUAAGAACUUGGUCUGUAUUGGUUGCUUCUGUAUUGGAACUAACCAAGUCGAUUUAGAAUCUGCGGCUAAGUUGGGUGUAGCUGUUUUUAAUUCCCCCUUCUCUAACUCUAGAUCAGUUGCAGAACUGGUGAUGGGUGAAAUUAUCUCUUUGGCCAGACAGUUGGGUGAUAGAUCGAUCGAAAUGCACACUGGUACGUGGAACAAAGUCUCACAUGGCUGUUGGGAGAUCAGAGGCAAGACUUUGGGUAUCGUUGGCUGUGGCCAUAUUGGUUCACAAUUAUCUGUUCUUGCAGAAGCCUUCGGUAUGCACGUAUUAUACUACGACAUUGUCACUAUCAUGGCCCUUGGUAGUGCCAAACAGGUUCCUACUUUGAACGAAUUGCUGAAUAGAUCGGACUUUGUUAGUUUACAUGUUCCAGCUACUGAGGAAACUAACAAUAUGUUUUCUGCCCCACAGAUGGCUGCCAUGAAAGACGGUGCCUACAUCAUCAAUGCAUCACGAGGCACUGUCGUCGAUAUACCUUCUCUAAUCCAAGCAAUGAAGGUUGGAAAGAUUGCAGGUGCGGCUCUGGACGUAUAUCCAAACGAGCCUGCGAAGAACGGUUCCGGUGCUUUCAGCGAUGAGCUAAACCCUUGGGUCUCUGAUCUUGUAUCUUUGCCCAACAUCAUCCUUACUCCGCACAUUGGUGGUUCCACGGAGGAGGCGCAGAGUGCAAUUGGAGUUGAAGUCGCAACUGCAUUGUCCAAAUACAUCAACGAGGGUAAUUCAGUUGGAUCCGUGAACUUCCCUGAGGUCUCCUUGAGACCCCUCGAUCUUGACCAAGAGAAUACUGUCCGUGUCUUAUAUAUCCACCACAACGUUCCUGGUGUCUUGAAGACUGUCAACAAUAUCUUGUCCGAUCACAAUAUCGAGAAACAAUUUUCUGAUUCGAAUGGUGAUAUCGCUUACUUAAUGGCUGACAUUUCAAAUGUUGACCAGAGCGACAUUAAAGAUGUCUACGACAAAUUGAACGCAACAGAAUACAAGAUCUCCAUAAGAUUACUCUAUUGA